AUGUCGUCUUCCACGUCAGAACGUCAGCCUUCGACUGCCCCUAAGAGAAAGAAGAACCAGCCGUCAUCCGAUUCAACUUCUAAAAGAAGGAAGGACCAGGCAACGUCAACAGAACCAGCGGUAGAUCUUGGACCUAAGUUCGACGAGCUGUGGAAGAAAAUUGAAGAAGAACUGGAGUCCGCAAAAACUGUCAUCAAUGUUCAUGUCGACGAAAUUGAGGAAGAGGUCCGCAACAUGCGGGGCGAGGUCAAAAAGCUGAAUUUGCCGCAGAUGGUGAACGACGUAAGAGCUUUUACUCAACGUAUGAUUGUACUCGAAUGCGAAAUCAGGAAAAGUCUCGAUGAAACCGGACUGAAACGACGUUUGGAAUGCAUUGAAAGAAAGCUAUCGGAGAUUAGCAAAGCCGUAAAGCCCACGAAAACGGAGCAGCUUGAGGGACGCAAAAGGCUGGAAAUAUCCUCAGGAAAUUCGGGCCGCCGUUCGGAGGAAUCAGAGAAGACCGUGCGGAGCCAAAGCCGAGAUGCCGAUGCUGAGGGUAGACCCAAUGAGGACGAUAUCGAGAAAGAAACGAGGGAGCUGCAGGCGGAAAUUGCUGCCCACAGUAAGAAGUUGACGAAGACGAAACAUGAGCUUUUCUCGCUCAAGCAUCGCAUCGAACAGACGUGGAAGAAGAUUGAGUCAGAUCCUGACGGCGUCAAAAGAAGAAUCGACGAAAUGAAGAAAGAAAAGCAUCAGCUCAGAAAGAAAGAAGACGAACUCAUGAAGAAGAUCGAGCUUCUCAAGGAUGAACUGCGUUCGCGCUGGGAAAAAGGAAGAAUGCGUCAUUCCUCACCACAGCCAGGACCAUCAUCCCAACGUCGUGGCGGAGUAUAG
Molecule: messenger RNA, 873 nt
Organism: Ostertagia ostertagi
Lineage: Eukaryota; Metazoa; Nematoda; Chromadorea; Rhabditida; Trichostrongylidae
Source: the annotation of a GenBank genome assembly